Messenger RNA from Nothoprocta perdicaria, 2427 nucleotides. It is a transcript of the gene LOXL2, whose product is annotated as lysyl oxidase like 2. Gene Ontology annotation, cellular component: membrane. The transcript has 14 exons. Gene Ontology annotation, molecular function: copper ion binding; protein-lysine 6-oxidase activity. The coding region runs from base 97 to 2427 and encodes 776 amino acids. Gene Ontology annotation, biological process: peptidyl-lysine oxidation. The record is from RefSeq and is a predicted model, not a curated record. NCBI's taxonomy places the organism in Eukaryota, Metazoa, Chordata, Aves, Tinamiformes, Tinamidae.
CUGCGACCGCUGACUAGCUCCAAGGACGCCCGCACGGGACCUACCUGCCCGGCCUGGCAGCCGCUAGCAGAGGCCUUGGCUCCGGGAGCACGGAAAAUGGGAGGAUUCCUGGGGUUUGACCACAACCGCUGUCUCCCGGCGCUGCUCCUGGCCUCGCUGAGCGCGCUGGGCUUUGCCCAGUACGAGCACUGGCCCUACCUCCCCGGGUACCCCGAGCCGCCCCCGCCGGCGUACGAGGCCCCUCCGCGGCCGGCGAACGUCCCCAAGAUCCAGCUGCGCCUGGCGGGGCAGAAGAGGAAGCACAACGAGGGCCGCGUGGAGGUGUUCUACGGCGGCGAGUGGGGCACCGUGUGCGACGACGACUUCUCCAUCCACGCGGCUCACGUGGUCUGCAGGGAGCUGGGCUACGUGGAGGCCGUGUCCUGGCUCCCGAGCUCCAAGUACGGGAAGGGAGAAGGGAGGAUCUGGAUGGACAACGUGCACUGCACUGGCAAGGAGAGCACCCUGGCAGCCUGCACGUCCAACGGCUGGGGCGUCACGGACUGCAAGCACACGGAGGACGUCGGCGUGGUCUGCAGCGAGAAGAGAAUCCCCGGCUUCAAGUUCGACAACUCGCUGCUUAACCAGAUAGAGAACAUGAACAUCCAAGUGGAGGACAUACGGAUCCGCGCCAUCCUGGCCACCUACCGCAAGCGGGUGCCCGUCACGGAAGGCUACGUGGAGGUGAAGGAAGGGGGCACCUGGAAGCAGAUCUGCGACACGCACUGGACCAUGAAGAACUCCCGCGUCGUCUGCGGCAUGUUCGGCUUUCCGAGCGAGAGGAAAUACAACGCCAAGGUCUACAAGAUGUUUGCGAGCAGAAGGAAGCAGCACUACUGGGCCUACUCCAUGGACUGCGGCGGCAACGAGGCGCACAUCUCCAGCUGCAAACUGGGCAACCACCUCGACGCGGGCGCCGCCAAGAACGCCACGUGCGACAACGGCAUGCCCGCCGUGGUCAGCUGCGUGCCCGGCCGGGCCUUCGCCCCCAGCAGCCACAGCGGCUUCCGAAAAGCCUUCAGGCAGGAGCAGCCGCUGGUGAGGCUGAAAGGAGGCGCCAACACGGGCGAAGGGCGCGUCGAGGUGCUCAAAAACGGCGAGUGGGGAACGGUGUGCGACGACAACUGGAACCUGGUGUCGGCCAGCGUGGUGUGCCGCGAGCUGGGCUUCGGGAGCGCCAAGGAGGCCGUAACGGGCGCCAGGCUCGGGCAAGGUAUGGGUCCGAUUCAUCUGAAUGAGAUUGACUGCACGGGCUUUGAGAAGUCGCUCACGGACUGCAAGUUCAACACGGCGUCGCAGGGCUGCAACCACGAGGAAGACGCUGCCGUGAGAUGCAACGUGCCGGCCAUGGGCUUCCAGAACCAGCUGCGGCUCAGCGGCGGCCGCAACCCCUACGAGGGCCGCGUGGAGGUGCUGGCCGAGCGCAACGGGACGCUGCGCUGGGGCACGGUGUGCAGCGAGAACUGGGGCACCGUGGAGGCCAUGGUGGUGUGUCGGCAGCUGGGCCUGGGCUUCGCCAGCCAUGCCUUCCAGGAAACCUGGUACUGGCACGGAGACGUCAGCGCCGACAGCGUGGUCAUGAGCGGCGUCAAGUGCUCGGGGACGGAGAUGUCGCUGGCGCACUGCCGUCACGACGGCGCCGACGUCUCCUGCCCCAGAGGAGGUGGCCGCUUUGGCGCCGGCGUGUCCUGCUCGGAGACCGCCCCGGACCUGGUGCUCAACGCGGAGCUGGUGGAGCAGACGGCCUACCUGGAGGACCGGCCCAUGUUCAUGCUGCAGUGCGCGCUCGAGGAGAACUGCCUGGCCAGCUCGGCUGUCAACACGUCCCUCACCUCGGGCUACCGGCGCCUGCUGCGCUUCUCCUCCCAGAUCCACAACAACGGGCAGUCCGAUUUCCGCCCCAAGAACGGCCGCCACGCCUGGGUCUGGCACGACUGUCACAGGCAUUACCACAGCAUGGAGGUUUUCACCCACUACGACCUCCUGAACCUCAACGGGACCAAGAUAGCCGAGGGACACAAGGCCAGCUUCUGCCUCGAGGACACCGAGUGCGAAGCAGACGUGCAGAAACAGUACGAAUGCGCCAAUUUUGGUGAACAAGGCAUCACGGUGGGAUGCUGGGACGUGUAUCGGCACGACAUCGACUGCCAGUGGAUCGAUAUCACCGACACCCCACCCGGCGAUUACCUCUUCCAGGUUGUCAUCAACCCAAACUACGAAGUCGCCGAAUCCGACUACUCGAACAACGUGAUGAAAUGCAGGUGCCGGUACGACGGGCAGCGCAUCUGGAUGUACAACUGCCACAUAGGCGGCUCCUUCAGCGAGGAGACGGAACAGAAGUUCGAUCACUUCAGCGGACUCACAAAUAACAAGGUGUCCACCCGAUAG